Molecule: messenger RNA, 3702 nt
Organism: Corythoichthys intestinalis (scribbled pipefish)
Lineage: Eukaryota; Metazoa; Chordata; Actinopteri; Syngnathiformes; Syngnathidae
Product: pyroglutamyl-peptidase 1-like
Exons: 5
Coding region: 76-729 (217 amino acids)
Biological process (GO): proteolysis
Cellular component (GO): cytosol
Molecular function (GO): pyroglutamyl-peptidase activity
Source: RefSeq, a predicted model, not a curated record
AUUGCGGGUCAUAUGACAGCUCUCCAAUGUUAGCGGUGGAGGUAAAAACUCACUCCACUCAGAAUAAUAACAAGAAUGGGCAAUAAGAAGAAAGUCAUAGUAACAGGCUUCGAACCUUUUGGAGAACAUGCUGUGAACUCCAGCUGGGUAGCAGUACAGGAACUGGAACGACUGGGGCUGGGUGAGGCUGUAGAUCUUUUUGUUUGUGAGGUGCCUGUGGAGUACCAGGCAGUGCAGAAUCUACUUCCAUCUCUGUGGGAACAGCACCUACCACAGCUAGUAGUCCACGUUGGUGUGUCAGGCUUAGCAACCACAGUCACUCUGGAACAGUGUGGCCAUAAUAAGGGCUAUAAACGCCUGGACAAUUGCCGCUUCUGCCCAUCUUCCCAAUGUUGCAUGGAAGACGGGCCCGACUGCAUCAGCUCUCUUCUGGACAUGGACAAGGUCUGCGAAAGGGUUAACAAAUCUGAUAUAGGUGUCACUGUGUCAGUGUCCAAGGAUGCGGGAAGAUACCUGUGCGACUUCACUUACUACUCAUCACUGUUUCUGGGCCACGGCCGCUCCGCCUUCAUACAUGUGCCUCCACUGGGCAAACCUUACAGCAGCCAGCAACUGGGCCGAGCGCUUCGGGCUGUCGUCGAGGAGAUGCUGGCACUCCUGGACGGGGUUAACAAUGACGAGCCGAACUGCAAAGAUGCACCUCAGCAGCGGUACGAUCACCUCUGCUGACUCCUGAGAUUGCCUCAACUGGUAUCAUUCCUCACACCAUAGUGGUGUAUCACUUUUAAACUACAUAUAGAGGCGAUUUAGAGUAUGAGUGAUGAUCAUUUUAAAGCCUGUGCAAUAUUCCUGUAUGGAGGCUUGUUUUGACAAACAUUCUUGUGUUUGUUAAAAUGUGUCCACCCAACAUUUCCAUGCAUUUUGCUUGUUUUGCACCAAACUGUAUUCCUUUUGACAUAAAUGGCACUGCAAUUUGGAUUUAAUGACCUUGAGGAGAGAACACUGAACCUGCAACCCAAGGGCGUAGGUUUGCAUAGGGGCGGUAGGGACAUAACACUACCAACAUUUCCGGAUACUCAAAUUGUCCCCACCAACUUUCAAGCAACCUUAUUUGCAUUAUAUAAUGACUUUAGUUAUAUAAGUAAUUUAGAAUGUCUUCCUAAAUGUUGUAAGGAUAUAAUUGACCCUACCAUAAUUAAGUGAUUUGCAUUAUGUUCAGACUUACAUUGACAUCUUUGGACUUGCUGAAUGUGCCAGUCCAUUUUUUUCCUUUUGGCUGAUUGGCUGAUGACUUGACCCCCCAACCCCUAACACACGCACCCACAUCCCUCAAAAAAAAUGCAACAUGUCGACAACAUGCCACCUCCCCACGCCCUUCGAAUUUUUUUUUUUUUUUUUACCACUAGCAGUAGCAGCCACUGUAAGUAAUGUAAAAAGAAAUCAGGGUUGUAGAGGUGUGAGGGAACACACUACUAAUUUUGCUACUAAAAGUCCGACCACAGAGUUCACAUUAAACUGUGAGAAUUUGCUAACCUGCAAAAUACUAAUAAAUACUUUUUUUUUGUUGAUCCCUGACUAUGAAGUUUUUUCAGUUACUUUUAAUUUCUUUAUUUAGACACACAAUGUUGAGUGGUCUUAAGAAAAAUGUUUUUUUUUUUUUCUUUGCAUUCCUGGAUAGUUAGAUGAUUAACACAUGUAAAUAUAACUUAUGUUCAAAUAUUGCAAUAUAAAUUUGUUAAUAAAAUCCAGACAUUUAUUCUGGAAGUUUUGAAAAUGUUUUAGUAGUUUUUCAAAACAAAGGUCUAUAUCGAACGGUUUAUCACCUGAACCAAUACACAUUAAAGUAUAAGUCAAUACAGAUUUAUUUUGUUUAUCACCUGAACCAAUACAAAUUAAAGUAUAAGUCAAUAGAUUUAUUUUGCAUUGAUAAUUUAGCCUAUCAAUUAAUUAGGUUCAUAUUCAUGAGAAAUGUAGCCGUGACCCCCAUUUACCCAAUCUGUUUGGUCUUAUUAAUGUCCCGUCCCCAGCAAAAAGUGGACAUGUAGGUUAUGCGGUUAUAUCGUCCCUACCAAUGUUGAGACCAAACCUAUGCCCUUGCUGCAACCAAUAUUUGAAGGUACCAGUAAAUGUGAAAGUGGCUGCAUUGUAUUAAACUUACUUUGUAGUGAUGUAUCUGUUGUUUUGUCGUCACUGAAAUGUGUUAUUCAGGGUAUCCGCGGGAUCUCAAAAAGUAAAAAAAAAAAUCUUAAAUCCAAUAAUUUUAAUUUAAGGCCUUAAAAUGUAUAAAAUUCUCCUAAAAUUGCAUAAAAAGUCUUAAAUACGACUGUAAAAGGUCUUAAAAAUCUAUUGACGUUACUUUACGACUACUACUAGUAGUAGUACUUCGUGCUUAUUUGUAUCACAGUGUGAAAGAGCUGGGAAUAAAUUCAAAUACUUUGCAAGUAAUUCCAGGCCUCCAAUUUUCCUUCAACUCAUGUAUGUUUUUUGCCGGCAUCGAUGUGAAAUUGGUCAUAAAUUUUAUUCAUUGUGGUCUUAUCAAAUUCUUUGAAAGUCUUAAAUUUGGCUUGUUGAACCCUUCAGAGACCCUGUUAUUCUUAGAUCGUAGCCUUGGUCAUAAUCAGUUAUUACUAGUUAUGCAAUACUCAUCUUGUAGUGGAUGUUGUACUGGUAAAUGAGUUAAAAAAAUAAUCAUGAGUUAAUUAUGAACAAUUUACAAAUAUGUAUGCCCGAUAAGUUCAGCCUCGGUUUCAAACACAUUUUAAUGUGUUAUAUUUUAUUUCUGUUCUACCCAUGUUUUGUAACCGAUUGAAAACAUUUUAGUUUUGAAGUCCCCGAAAGACGAGAUCUUUUCGCCCUGGACAAGAUCUUUUCUACAAUGUGAUCAGAACCUGGACAAUGUGCCUGCCCGGGAAACACUUUCAAGUCUGGAUAUGUAGAGGAUGCUGGGGAAAAUGGCGGCCACUGUGUCUGACCACACUCGAAGUGGAAGACGUCGAAGAUGUUUUUCUUUUUUUUGUGCUGCUGGCUGCGAUUCUUCUGCAGGGGCUUGGAGCACACUUGAUUCGUCGGAACAUCAUCAAAGUGUUGGAUAGUCAAAAGCGAUCGGUGGAAUUGGCAGCUACUGCGGUCAAUGCUAUCGCUGGAGUGCAUGUCAGCCUCAACAAGGCCUGUGAUGACAUAUUACAGGUGAAUGACCUGGCGGCAUCCAACACUGCACUACGAAGCUGCGCAACCUUGAGAUGAAUGUUCGUCGGAAUGCAGCAAGGAAUGGAAACAGCGACGAGGAUUAAGUUGACGAAAAGGGGGUGGCGGACACAGCCUGCCAUCGGUCCUCAGCUAUUCCCUAUCUUCUGGUUCGAAUCAAGUUGAUGAACUAACCUCUGAAUUAUCAAUUAAUCUACUGGAUUUAAUUAACAUAGCUCGCACAUCGCCACGAUCGACAAUGGACUAUUGUGAAAAUGAACAAUCAAUGGGGAUGGGGAAAAGCAAAAAAACAACAACCUUGAAAUCAUUAGGCAAUCUGAAUGUCAAAAAUUCAAUAAGCUUCGGCUUCUCCUGUCUGCCCUUUUCUUUUCGGGUUGAAUUAAUUGUAAACACAUAUAAAUGCUGUAUGUUUGUUUGGAUUUGCUAUGCCUAAAGGGGAAAGAAAGAAAGAAACAAAGAAAUGACCUUUUAUCGCGUUUAUUUACGUCAGUGUCUAGA